This is a messenger RNA of Apodemus sylvaticus (European woodmouse), 2650 nucleotides long. Its product is annotated as H-2 class I histocompatibility antigen, L-D alpha chain-like. The record is from RefSeq and is a predicted model, not a curated record. The transcript is spliced from 7 exons. Lineage: Eukaryota; Metazoa; Chordata; Mammalia; Rodentia; Muridae. Bases 97 to 990 code for a protein of 297 amino acids. Gene Ontology annotation, molecular function: peptide antigen binding; signaling receptor binding. Gene Ontology annotation, cellular component: external side of plasma membrane. Gene Ontology annotation, biological process: antigen processing and presentation of endogenous peptide antigen via MHC class Ib; positive regulation of T cell mediated cytotoxicity; antigen processing and presentation of endogenous peptide antigen via MHC class I via ER pathway, TAP-independent.
UCCCGGCCCGGCCUCGGGGAGCCCCGGUUCAUCUCUGUCGGCUACGUGGACGACACGCAGUUCGUUCGCUUCGACAGCGACGCGGAGAAUCCGAGGAUGGAGCCGCGCGCGGGGUGGAUACAGCAGGAGGGGCCGGAGUAUUGGGAGGAGGAGACUCGGAUUCACAAGAACAAAGAGCAGAGUUACCGAGUGAACCUGAGGACCCUGCUCGGCUACUACAACCAGAGCGAGGCCGGCUCUCACACAAUCCAGAAGCUGUCUGGCUGUGACGUGGGGUCGGACGGGCGCCUCCUCCGCGGGUACCAGCAGUACGCCUACGACGGCCGCGAUUACAUAGCCCUGAACGAUGACCUGGAAACGUGGAAGGCGGCGGACAUGGCGGCGCAGAUCAGCCGACGCAAGUGGGAGCAGGCUGGUGCUGCAGAGAGACACAGGGCCUACCUGGAGGGCGAGUGCGUGGAGUGGCUCCGCAGAUACCUGGAGCGCUGGAAGGAGACGCUGCUGCGCACAGAUCCCCCAAAGGCACAUGUGACCCAUCACCCCAGAUCUGAAGGUGAUGUCACCCUGAGGUGCUGGGCCCUGGGCUUCUACCCUGCUAACAUCACCCUGACCUGGCAGUUGAAUGGGGAGGAGCUGACCCAGGACAUGGAGCUUGUGGAGACCAGGCCUGCAGGGGAUGGAACCUUCCAGAAGUGGGCAUCUGUGGUAGUGCCUCUUGGGAAGGAGCAGAAUUACACAUGUCAUGUGCACCAUGAGGGGCUGUCUGAGCCCCUCACCCUGAGAUGGGAGCCUCCUCAAUCCACCAACUCUAUCAUGGUGGUCAUUGUUGUUCUGGUUGUCCUUGGAGUUGUGGCCAUCAUUGGAGCUAUGGUGGCUUUUGUGAUGAAGAGGAGGAGAAACAGAGGUGGAAAAAGAGGGGACUAUGCUCCAGCUCCAGGCAGGGACGGCUCCCAGAGCUCUGAUGUGUCUCUCCCAGAUUGUAAAGCAUGAAGACAGCUGCCUGGAGUGGACUGAGUGACAGCCAGUGUGUUCAGGUCUCUCCUGUGACAUCCAGAGCCCUCAGUUCUCUUUAGACAACAGUGUCUGAUGUUCCCUGUGAGCCUCCGGGCUCUAUGUGAAGAAUUGUGGAGCCCAGCCUGCCCUGCACACAGGACCCUGUCCCUGCACUGCCCUGUGUUCCCUUCCACAGCCAACCUUCCUGGUCCAGCCACACACUGGGGGACAUCUGCAUCCUGUCAGCUCCAUGCUGCCCUGAGCUGCAGCUCCUCACUUCCACACUGAGAAUAACAAUGUUAAUGUGAACUUGAUUGUUCACAUCUUCACCCUGAGGGCUUUGAUUGCUUCUCAAUUUCAUGCAUUGAGAAUUCAUAGAAUUUUUUUAAAGAAACAAAUGACAUGUGUAACCUUCCAGAACUGUGCCACUAUGCUGUGUGUAUCUGGUGGGAGACAGUGAGGCUGUGGGAACUGAGUGUGAACAGAGCUGUGCUGAGUCGGGCUCAGUCAGUUAUUAUCUGUGAUGGGGUCACUCCGUGGCUUGGUCACUCCAGGCUCUGCUGUCUCCAUCACUGUGAAGCACAUGCUGAGAGUCUGUCAUCACAAGGACACAGGGAAGGACAGAGCCUUGUCCUGUCCUCAGGAUUGUGAGCCCCAAGAGCUAAAGCUCAGAGACUCAAGUGGGGAUCCUUCAGUGUGCUGGGUGGGUGCACAAGAUAAGUCACACUACAUUUCCUCCACCCACUUGCUUUAGCUACUAAUGAUGCCGUCCUGAAUCUGCCCUGUCCCCUGCCACUGUGGUGAUGUCUGCUUCUCCUUCUCUCCAGUGUCUUUUCCGUGGUUCUCAGGCAUAGGAUGUGAUUUUCUGUUGAACUCUCAAGAACACAUCCACAGCUGAGAUAAUUGGCUUCGAUUUUUCAGAACCUAUUUUUAAUAAUGGUUCUUAAAUGCUUAACCUCCCUGCUAUCUGUCACCCACCAGAAGUCAUGGAAAAGAAAGGAUAUGAGGACACAGGGAAGUGCAGCUGUUUAGAGAUGGUUAUUUGGGGCAAAUGGAAUCUACGCUGUCAGGAUAUUAGCAGUUCAGUUCACAAGAAUCAGCAAGGGCAGCUCGAUGCAGAAGCCGGGAGGCUCAGCUGUUUAGGAGUUCCUGGGGACAAUUUCAAUCCAGCAGUCCAGGUCUGUAGUGUCAGGAUAGCAAACAGGAAUCAUCAGCUGUGCUAUGACCCAGCAGAGACAGCCAGGCCUCCACUGAAUCAGCCUGAGUCAGCAGGAGACACCAGGAGAAGUUCUCUGCGGUGCCUCUCUCAACAGAGUGAAGACCAGCGAAGAUGAAGACUUGAGACCAACAAAGCGCUGCAGAGCCAGCUAUGCGAGCCCACCAUCACUUACACUGCGCCCUAUUACACUCUCCCCAGACAUCACGUGUCCUACAGGAGUCUUGCCUCAGCACAACACCACGUGACUCUGUCUUAGCAAAACUCCACGCGUGAGCCUGUAUCAGCUGACAUAGCCAGACACUUCCCUUCACUCUGCCAAUCAGCGGCUGCAAAAGCAGCAAGAAGCCGCCAGAACAUCACCAGAAGAUUUUUGAUGCAUUUGUCUCUAUGGAGUCCUGAGAAACAAUGACCAAUAAACAAUGGUAAGGCUUACCAAUA